Messenger RNA from Linum tenue, 416 nucleotides. The record is from the annotation of a GenBank genome assembly. NCBI's taxonomy places the organism in Eukaryota, Viridiplantae, Streptophyta, Magnoliopsida, Malpighiales, Linaceae.
GUCUACGUUCUGGACCAAACUGUGAGGUACGGUUUGGACCACGGUUUUUCUAACGGUCUGGUCUAUUUUCCCAGCCCUAACUACGGCGGUUACCGUUCGACGUUUCCGCGUCGGAGGAGAAAAUACUUCUCUUCCGCAAUCUGGUUGAGCGGGGCUGAAGAAGAAGCCACCGCCGACGAGGUGGCGUUCCGGCUGGGUGCCUCCCAGAGCUCGAUCCUCAUUCCCCCUUUUGCCCUCCCCUGUUCCCGAUCUCGCCCAGCUCCGUCGAAUAAGGUUCUGUAGCAUGGAUCCCUGUUCGUAUGCCCCUGCUUCCCUUUCCAAUUGGGGCUCAAUUUCAUAGCAGCAACCCUCACCCAUCUAGCGUCCUGAAACUGCGGGCGCCCUAGGAGGAUCACCCACUCUCUGACGGUCGGUGG